GUCGUCUGAUCCGAUCGGAGUUUAAGCUCUUCUUCGUUUUUUAAACUGUAGCAAAAGUUUGUGAUUUCGAAAUUUGUGAGUGAUUUAACUUAAGGGUGUUGAAAAAAUGGGUCGCCCAUCGCGUACCAGCAUUGGCUUCCAGAUGCCCAACGGCCAGAGUGGGUCCCCGAAUCUAAAUGGAGGCAGCAACAACAGUAAAACAAAGUACUAUGGAGAUGCCAGUGAACCGGGUUCACCGAAACAGAGUGUUGGAAUCCCGCCGAUGAUCGUUUCGAGGCCCCGAUUCCAGCAAGAAGAACUGAACCGGAAGUUGGACUAUCAUGUUCCCAAACGGCAUAUGUGUGAGAAAAUAUCCCGAAAAGCGGACAAGUUCAGCUGUUUAGGCUUUGUCAAGAGUGUUUUUCCUAUUCUCGUUUGGCUAAGAGAAUAUUCCUGGAAGAGAGACUUCGUUGCUGAUCUCAUAGCUGGUUGCACCGUAGGGGUCAUGCACAUCCCUCAGGGUAUGGGUUACGCCUUGCUGGCCACGGUUCCUCCGAUCGUCGGGAUUUACAUGGCUUUCUUCCCGGUGUUGAUCUACUUUAUGUUGGGAACUUCGAGGCACAAUUCGAUGGGUACAUUUGCGGUUAUCUCGAUCAUGGUGGGAAAAGUGGUGCUGACACAUUCGACUGCUGGCAAUGCUUUUGUGACAGGGGCGGCCAAUGCCACGGCGGGAGCUGCAGGAGCCGCGAUGGCCGGGCUUCCAACCAGGGAUCCGGUGCAGGUGGCCACGGCCGUCUGUUUCGUCGUUGGAGUUAUGCAGAUCCUCAUGUACAGCUGCCGGAUGGGUGUUAUGUCGUACCUGCUGUCGGACACCCUCAUUUCCGGCUUCACAACGGGUGCGGCACUCCACGUGUUCACUUCCCAGGUCAAGGAAAUCCUCGGCCUCACCAUGCCUCCCAUAGUUGGUAACUUCAAAAUCGUUAGAACAUAUUACCACGCAAUCGCUCAAAUCACUGAAGUGAAUCUCGCUGUUUUACUGAUGUCAGGAAUCGCAAUCACAGUUUUGGUUAUCAACAAUGAGUAUCUGAAGCCAAUAGUAGCGAAAUACACUAUCGUUCCGAUUCCGAUUCAACUGAUUGUGGUGAUUGUUGGCCGAGUCAUUUCCUUCAACUGCGGCAUCGGUGAAACGUACUCGAUCAAGACUGUCGGGCACAUUCCGACCGGUUUUCCAGCUCCCGCAAUGCCCGAUUCAUCGCUCUUCAACGCAAUUCUGCUGGACUGCUUCUCGAUAGCGGUCGUUUCGUAUGCCAUCUCCGUCUCGAUGGGUAUGAUCUUCUCGCAGAAGGAAAACUAUGAGAUCAGCUUCAACCAGGAGCUUUUGGCCAUGGGAGCGAGUAACAUCUUCGGCUCUUUCUUCUCGUGUAUGCCGCUGUCGGCUUCGUUGUCUCGAUCCAUGGUUAACUAUCUGGUCGGUGCCAAAACGCAGCUGUCGGCUGUUAUCUCCUGCAGUAUUCUGGCCGUAGUUUUGCUUUGGAUUGGACCGUACUUUGAACCUCUGCCACGGUGCAUUCUAUCGGCCAUUAUUGUGGUUGCUCUGAAGGGAUUACUUAUGCAGGUCAAAGAGUUUUUCGUUUUCCUCAAGAUGAGCUACAUGGACGCCAUGCUUUGGAUGGUCACCUUUUUGACUGUGGUCUUGGUCAACAUCGACAUCGGACUGUUAGUCGGCAUGGGCCUCAGCGUUUUCUGCAUAUUCUUCAAAGGAAUGAUGCCGUAUACAUGUUUGCUGCAAAAUGUUCCCAACACCGAUCUCUAUCUGGAUGUCAACCGAUACAAUGGAACGGUUGAAAUCUUCAACGUGAAGAUUUUCCACUUCUGCGGUAGUUUGAAUUUCGCCACACGAGCCGGAUUCAAGUAUAACCUGUGCAAGGCACUCAAACUCAACAUCCUGGAGGAGAUCAAGCAGCUCAACCAGGGCAAACAGGAUCCGGAAGAGGCCAAGCGAUCCAACCAAAACCUGCGAUAUCUGGUGCUGGAUUUCAGUGCCGUAAGCAACAUCGACUCAUCGGCCUGUUCGAUGAUCAAAUCACUGAUUGCUGAUCUAGAAAGGCUUUCCGUUUCGGUGGCCAUAGCCGGAAUGGCUUCCCCGAUCUAUGAGGUGAUGGUGAAGUGUGGACUCGUUGGUGGCGAUCAGGAAUACUGUGCCCUGUUUCCCACCGUACACGAUGCCGUGCUCUGGACCAAGGAAGGACUGGCGAUGGAUUCCAAGAGGGUUUCAACUUAUUUCUAGGAAAAAAAUGUUUUAGCGAAUGUGUUGCGACUCCGAACUAUUAUAGACAGUAACUGUCGAUAUAUUUAAGAUAAUUGAAACGUUAGCUAGUUUGUUAGGUUUAAGUAAUAAAGUUAUUCAAUCGUCAUCGUAAGAAGUAGCAAUAUUUGAUUGAUUCGAAAUUCUUUUAAAAUUAGUUC
This is a messenger RNA of Uranotaenia lowii, 2445 nucleotides long. Its product is annotated as sulfate anion transporter 1-like. Lineage: Eukaryota; Metazoa; Arthropoda; Insecta; Diptera; Culicidae. Gene Ontology annotation, biological process: transmembrane transport. Bases 107 to 2266 code for a protein of 719 amino acids. Gene Ontology annotation, molecular function: oxalate transmembrane transporter activity; chloride transmembrane transporter activity; bicarbonate transmembrane transporter activity. Gene Ontology annotation, cellular component: membrane. The record is from RefSeq and is a predicted model, not a curated record. The transcript is spliced from 6 exons.